AUGGCGCACAACUUAGCUCUUGCUCUGACGCAGCGCAAAGACAGCGUCUUCCAUUCUCGCCGAAUUUCAGGCCUCUUCAUCCCAAAUCUGACAGAAGUUAACGAGAAGGGCCUUAAGCGACAAGCGAGCAACAGUUCGAGGCUUUCCGUCAUACUAUCUCCUGCUCGACAUUCAAAGGACGGCUCUCGUGAUGAGAGUUUACAGGACACAUUCGAUAAUGCUAUUCCUGCCGAAGCACCUACCGACCCUUCUCUCAUACUCGAGAACAAAUAUCCCGCUAUCCGCUCUCUAAGGACCGACGAAGACAUCGGCGACGGGCUGUGGCUGUGUUGUCACUGUCGGCACGAGAACACCAUCCGGCACUACAGGGGCCCACAUCCAUUCCAGUAUCUCCGCUGCGGCAGAUGCGAUCGGGGAAUGUGUACAGAUUGCUACUCUUCCGAAGUUUUGACGCCCUGGCCGAUGGGUAUGAUCAGCGCUCCUCGACCUGCCCCCGGACGCGAGGUGCGCUACUGCCAUGUCUGUACGAACUGCGGCCUGAGCCAUCGAGCGGAGAUGGAGAGGACGACUCUCGAUUUUUACGGAAUUACGUGUUCUGGCUGCGGCACAUCGUCUUAUGGAGACUGGCCAAGAUACCACAUUGGCACCGUCGAGCCGUACCGAAGGGAUCCAAACGAGCGCUGGAGACAAACAUGGGAGCGGAGCUCAGCAUUACGAACCCAGGAUGAGCGAUCACUCGCGGCAUGGAAGGAUGAGUUUGGAUACGACAUCUGCACGUGGGGCUCUGCAUCAAUCCUCAUCCGGAACUCAGGUGACUGUAGUCCAUCCUGUAUCGGCCAAGCUGAUCUAUGGGCCUAG
Molecule: messenger RNA, 858 nt
Organism: Parastagonospora nodorum SN15
Lineage: Eukaryota; Fungi; Ascomycota; Dothideomycetes; Pleosporales; Phaeosphaeriaceae
Exons: 3
Coding region: 1-858 (285 amino acids)
Source: RefSeq, a predicted model, not a curated record